AGAUGCCUUGGCUGUGAUCUCUUGUGACCUGUGUGAUCAAAUCAGCAUGACUGUACACUUCAGUAUGUUGUACAUUACAUUAAAUAUUGGGAAUAUUGUGCCAGAGAGAAAAACAUCGAUGAACCCCUUCUUGUAAUGUCUAAAGGUUGGAGACACUCGGGCCAUUUAGGACACUAAAGGCCAAUACGACUCACAAACAGGAACAAAUUCCCAGGAAGUUUUGUAUUAGCACAGUAGAACACCAGAAUAAAUGGAGGACAACAGAAAAGCACAGAAAUCUGACAGUAAUUGGUGGCAUUUGCUGGCUUAUUUGUGUGGCUCCGCCCUGCAGCACCUGGUGCUGAUUUAAAGGUCUUUCAAACUACGAGGCCUACUAUGUGGCAAAGUCAGCAUGACAACACACAUUGAAACGCUACUUCAAAGUCCUUUGGAAUCAAGGGGCUUGUCUUUUCCCCCAUGGCCCAACCCUGAACUACCUCAAGACAUGAAGAUUAGGCUGCCGCUUCCCCCUGGUAGCCCAGAGCCUUGGCUUCUCCCAGGCUGCAGCUCGGUAUAUGACAGCCUGGUCAGCUCUAGGACGCCUCAGUCACCUAUGAGCGGCGAUCAGAACUCUUCUACCGUGAACAAAGCUCGCAGGUCCUCUAUUCUUGAGAGGUGCAUCCUGAAGAUUUCUACAGCUAAUGUUGCCGUUGGGACGGAGGAUCUUGAUGAGCUCAAGAGCUCCCCGACAAGGCUUCGAUGGCGUUCUCACAAUGUGGACCCAUCGUUUUUUGAGACAAACGAGUCCGUGUUAAAGCGAAGACAAAAGCAGAUUCAGUAUGGAAAGAACACUUGUGGUUACCAGAACUAUGUGAAGCAAGUGCCAAAGCGUUUCCGUAUCCCUGGGUUUCACCCGUCCACUCCCAACAAAUAUCGCAAAUAUAGCCGAAGAUCUUGGGACAUGCAAGUCCGACUUUGGCGGAGAGCUCUGCAUGCGUGGGAUCCACCUUUGACCACUCAAGAAAAUGAAGGAAAUGAUCCAAUUGACCAACUGCAGGGUUUGCUUGAGCAAAUGAACACUGACCUUGGCGACGAAGGAAAAGGAGAAAAGACAAGGUUGUCUGAAACCUCUGACCUCAACAUUUCUGUACUUGCUCAACCCACUGAGAGCUCAACCAACGGAUUCUUGAAACCUCUCCUAUCUCAACCUGAAUUAAUGAGCCAGCAAGGCCCAUCUUCUGGACUGGGCUAUACCUUUAACAGUUGCCUAACUGCUGAGGAGAAUGUUUUGGGAUGGCUGAGGUUUCUCCUGGAGACUGACCACACGUGCAGUGCAACUGCCUUGCAGAGUGAACAGCCACUCUGGAGAUUUUACUGACUUACCAUGAUUUCUACAGACCAUGUGUGAAACCAUGUUUUCCAGGGGAAAUAAGUGUACCUUUUUUGUCUCGUAUCUCAAGCUGUUGCAUGCACAGAGCACGUUAGUGGUUGUUAAGCAUCCAAGGGCAUCUUCAUAACAUGGCUUCAUUGUUAACCACCACAGCAUGUUUUCACUUCUCUGUUGAUUGAAGUUCUCAUUUGUUUCUGUUCACGUGUUGUAUUUUCACUUUCAUAGCCUCUCGUCUCACUUACAAUGCUGCCCCUAAAAGCACGCACUUUGGCUGUUCUGUUUCUUUCCACGCAGUCCUUUUUUUGGGUUUCCUUUUUUGUCUUUAUUGACUUGGUAAUUCUUACAAUUCUUUUGUACCUUGCAUAUUUUUGUACAACUUUAAAGUAGUGGAAAACAAACCUAAUAAAGAUGUUACAUGUUUGACCUUGGCAUUAAUGAACAUAUCCAUGAGUACCUUACCUAACUCUGACAAAUUUUUAACCUGUGCUGUAACUGCAGGUAUUUUUGUACAUGGUUAAUGUUCCACUUGACCAAACCUGUAUCUUGACUUCAUUUAUACAAUCAUGGGAAAUGGGGUUCUUGAGGGUUCUUUGGAGAAUUAAAGCCUCUUAACGUCAUGAUUGUAAGCUUUAUUUGGCCCCAUCACCAUGGGGUCAACACUACUGAACCUUUGUUAGUUUCAAUCCUUAAGGACUGUGAUUGUAGAUUUUCUUUUUCACUGCAAAUGUAUUUAAUGUGAGUUUUAUUGCUUUGGGGAUU
Messenger RNA from Hemibagrus wyckioides, 2128 nucleotides. RefSeq names its product stem-loop binding protein 2 (gene slbp2). NCBI's taxonomy places the organism in Eukaryota, Metazoa, Chordata, Actinopteri, Siluriformes, Bagridae. Gene Ontology annotation, cellular component: cytoplasm; histone pre-mRNA 3'end processing complex. Gene Ontology annotation, molecular function: histone pre-mRNA stem-loop binding; mRNA binding. The transcript has 8 exons. The record is from RefSeq and is a predicted model, not a curated record. The coding region runs from base 392 to 1357 and encodes 321 amino acids. Gene Ontology annotation, biological process: mRNA transport; mRNA 3'-end processing by stem-loop binding and cleavage.